AUUGAAAAAUUGGGGGAAAAAAAUAAAAGGCGUGAAAUAAAAAAUCAAGAUUUAAAGCAAAAGUUUAGUUAUAAUUUUGAUCAUGAUGGAAUCUGAAAAUUACAUAACGAGUGAUAAUCACAAAGAGUUAACUUUCACACCAGAAUUAAAGAGAAUAACAAAACUAAAUGAUUUUAAGGAAAUUAAAAUUGUUAAAUCACCAUCAUGGCCAUCUUCACCAGCUGUUUCAAGAAGUGAUGUCAGGCAAGACAUAACUUCACAGUUUUGGACACUCGGCAAGAAAGCUUUUGCUACCAAAUCUGCUGGCGAUGAAAAUAGCGAAUAUUCUUUCCAACAAGAAAUAUCACGUCAACAAGCAAUUAAAGAGAUACAUUCUAUUCUGGCUGGUAUGGAUUUAGGAAAAUAUUAUGUGAGAAAGCCAAGAAACACUAGGAACCAUUCUUUAGAUAGCAUCCAUCAACAACCCCUCCGACGCUGCCAAUCUGUUCAGCCUCAAAUGACAUCAAGCUAUAGUUCAUUUGAUGUAUCUUUUCUUAGCAAUAUACCUUCCCCACCAAAAACUCAAACUAUAAUAGAGUUGUUAAAUGAGACUUCGUUAGGUGAAAACGUAGUUUCACCUCAGGAGAAACAAUACUCAUUAGAGUUAACGCCAAUUAAAAAUUCGCGUAAAUCAGUGAACCCCAAACUUAAGGAACUCACCGAAAAAUUGAGAUCUUCAUCUGCACCGCCAUCGCCACAUAGAAAGCCGAAAUACACUGUUCCUCAGUCAGCUCCUCCAACUAGUAACUUUUCAUUUUGGACUGAUUCUCUGUCCAAUACGGAGAAUACGUGGGGCAUUAUGAGUGAUAAAGAAACGAAAAACAAUUAUUCUGAGGAUGAUUUUGAGAAAGACACUGAGACAUGCACUAAAUUGAAAAGUGUCCCGAAGUCAUUGAAGAAAAAGACAUCUUCUCUUAGUGGAUGCGCCACUUUGCCUCGAACAAAGGGAAUUGCUAACAAAGAAAACCAUAAUGAACCCAGAACUCUCGCAAGCCUUGAUUUAAAUAUAAAUUUUGAUGUAUUUAGAAACAAUAGAUCAAGUCUCGAUGAAGAUACCGGGCCAUCAAAAGAAUGUAAAGAUAAUUUCAAAGAUUCUGAUAAAAAAGAGCGACGAAAGGAGGAAUGCAAUCGAAUUUCAAACGAAAACUUUCGUAAGUCAUCUUACGAGGAUAAUUCAACAGGUCGCCGAUCUCACUCCAGCAGUAGACGUAACAGCUUAAAAAAUAACGUGGUUCAUCAUAGAGCUGAUUUUGAUCUUAAUUUUGUUAAAUACGGCUCAUUAAAUUCUCAAGACAAACGGGUCGAACGUAGAAAAAGUAUAGGGAAGAUUGAUAUACAGACAGACGACGAAGCAAAGCGGCGAACGAUCUCUACUCAGGAAUAUACCAACGCAGAAGCUUCGGAUAAAUUACGAUUAGAAAUGUCUUCUGAAGUCAAUGCAAAUAACAGUUCUGAAGAAAACAAAAAUUUUACCACUCAGUCUUACAUUGUAGAUGAAACAAAAAGUGUUCCUGUGUUACCAGCCACAUCUUCGAACCCAUUAGAAGAAGAAAUCAGAACGAUAGCGAAGUUGCUGAACGGGAAGGAAAGUCUUUUUCUUAAGUUGAUUCAAUCUUCAAGUUUGAAAGACGAAACUCAAACCGAUGAAGUUACUACUGAUAGGCCUUUCUCACCACCACUUUCGAAUGAAAGGUACUGUUCAAGAGACAUGACACCUCUUUUGAACAGGAAAUCGGCAACACUUCCAAACACUGGAAGAAGUAGUCCGAACAGGUCUCGUUCCAUGACUGUUUCGGGUACUGAAUCAAGUAAAACCGAGAUAGCAAGUCCACCCAUGCAGCAAAAACGGUUUUACAAGAGGAGGCUUCGAGGACCGUACGGGGAAAUGCUUGAACAAGAAAUGAGCAAAUCCGUAAACAAGCCUAGACCAUCUUAUGCCAAAGAUUUAGAUUUUCUGAAAGAACUUGCAAGUCAGGACUCGAGUUCCGAACCGCCGAUUUCGAAAUCUGAACCAACGAGAUCGAGACCAUUAUUAAGAUCUUCUAGUCAUUCUUUGGAUGAAACCCAUACUGUUACUGUGGAUGGCGUGCCUAAAAGGAAAACUAGCGCUAAUUUACCUGUUAUGAGUGAUAGUGAAGGUGAUAAAAAUUUAUGUGUUCCUGCAAUACCUUUUACUGGUACUGUGUCAGAACCUACAUUACACAUACGGAGUCAUAGUGAUUCUGUUAAGACUUCUACAUCAUGGAAUACGGAUUUAAUUCUAAACAAAGUUUUGAAGCAAAGCUCUCAACAGGACACAAGAACACAUAUUGUGUCUGAGUUGUAUGAAACAGAGAUGUCUUAUGUUGAGUCUCUUCAAAUAAUUUUAAGGAAAUACAUGAUUCCACUGAAAAGUAGCGAACAUUCCACUGAGAUAGAUUCUGACCAAGUUGAUAGAAUAUUUUGGCAAGUUCCGGAACUUCUGAAGUUUCAUGAAUCUUUCCUGGAUAUAAUGGCGAACAGGCUUGGAUAUUGGGACACAAAGCAAAAAAUUGGAGAUAUAUUUGUUGAUGUGUUUACCCGACCGGAAGUUGUUGAUACAUAUAUUGAAUUUAUCAAUAACUGGAAAGCAGCAAGAGAUUCCGUUAAAAGUAUUUCUUCAGCUAAACCAGCUUUUGCAAAGUUUCUCGAGAAUACAUCAAGAGAACACAAAGGUAAACUGACGCUCGAUGCUUUAUUGAUAAUGCCUGUACAGAGGAUACCACGCUACGAGCUGUUAAUAAAGGAACUGCUUAAACAUACACCAAUGGAUCAUCCAGAUUACAAACUGCUGUUACAAGCACAAAGAGAAGUUCAUGAUUUGGCCGUAAAAAUUAACAAAGUGGAGAGAGAAGCAAUGCUGCUGGAACAAAGAAUACAAAAAUUAAAAGAAGUUGAACAACUAAUCGAUGGCGUGACUGAUUUGGUGCAAGGAGACCGCGAAUUCAUCCGCCAUGACCACGUUCAAAUACCGGGUGGUCUUGGAAUGAAGAAAGAACGCUGUUUGUUCUUAUUCUCAGACAUGCUGCUUAUCACAAGCAUUAAGAAGAAAGGUGCAAUCAGGAAAUCUUCCGUAGCUGUGAAUGCUGCAGCACUAUAUCACUCUCUCGAUACAAAUAAAUACAAACUGCUCUUAAAAGCUUCUUUGCAGGACGUUGAACUGUUAAAAACAGAUGAUGUUGAAGAACCUUGCGUCAGAAAAUAUCUUAAGGAAAUAUCAACUUUGGAAAGUGACGUCACAUCACUGGAAAAAAUUAACGAAAUAAUCGGCACCCUCAGUUUCAAAGCUCAAAAUUUGGAGGUAGCAGUUAAAGAUUAUCUAUCAAAUUUAAGUUACCAACUGGUAGAAAAACGUGAAUCAGGAUCUCAACUCAUGAGUGUUGAACUCGAAAUCCGGAUCAACAAUGAGGAGGAAAAUUUUGCUGUUCUUUUUUCUACCCCUGAACAACGAAUGACUUGGGAAGCUGCAUUUUUGGAUGCCAAAGAUAACAUAAGAGAAGAGAGCAUGUAUCCUGAAUUCCUAAGUUCCUUACCAUUGGGAAGAACAAGGCCAGGAAUGCAGAUAACUUGCGCAGCGUCCAUUGUUGGAUCUUCUCAGAGUGGUUUACCUGAUUUAUGGAUCUGCAGCAGUGAUGGUUAUGUUGGUCAAGUCUGUAUCUUAUCUUAUCAAGCCGAGCCCGUCAUAGCCACAUGCGCAAAUGUAUGCAGUGCAAGGAUUCUGUGCAUAGCUGCUGUUCCGGGUGUCAAUGCUGGGUACCUAAGAAUGAGGCGCAGGAGCACACUUCUUCCAUACCUGCCAGGUUUCAAUUACGAAAAAAUGAGAAGGGAUAGUAUACAGGAAUGCAAAGGACCACUCGACAGCGACUCAGACGAUGAGUUCAUUGAUGCUCUAGAAGAAGAACUUUCAAGUGAUGAUACUAACACUUUACAGCCUACGAUAUGGCUUGGAACUGAGGAUGGAUGCAUCUACAUUUAUAACUGUAAAGAUGUAAACCUUCGAAAAACAAGAUUAAAAAUGCACCACACCACCUGCAUAUAUGACAUUAUCCAUUUCAAUGAAAAGGUAUAUGUUUCUUUAGCGAAUGGGGAAAUUCUGAUUUACAGACGUGAUAUAAGUGGAACAUGGAAUACUUUUAAUCCUCACAGAAUGGAAGCAGCAACCAAUGUAUCGCCUAUAUCGAAAAUGAUUCUCGUUGAAGAAAAGUUGUGGUGCGCAACUCUAAAUUCAAUUGCCGUCAUCGGGACUUCUUCCCUUGAAGUAGAGAUCACAUUCCCUGUUGGACCAGAAUUGAUGCGUCACGUGACAGCUAUUGCGCGUUCAGGCUAUGGUGUAUGGGUAGCCGUUCAGAGCAGCCCCAUCAUUCAUCUAUAUCACAUUACCACUUAUCAUCAUUUAAUGGAGAUAAAUAUUACAUCAGCUGUUACUAAAAUGCUAAAUGCUUAUGAUGAAAUCAUAAGGCAACAUAAGUUAGUUUGCUUAAGAGUUACUUCUCUUUCUGUCGAAAGCGAUACCCUCUGGAUAGGCACCAGUGCAGGAAUCAUUCUAAAUUUGCCAAUACCAUCAAUUAGCCCAUCGACCACGCACAUUGAAUCAAUACCAAACAUAAAUGGUUUGCGACAUGGACACGUUGGUCACGUUCGUUUCUUAGUAAACAUAAAAGAAACAUCUGUUGAGAGUUCACUUAUGAACGAAGCCAGAUCUUGUGAUGAGGUCAGACCCAGAAAUGCACUUCCCUCCAAUUCGGAAACUCCAUCUGCAUUCAUGAUUAGUGGAGGAGACGGAUAUGAACACUUCAAAAGCAGUUCAACUACUGAUGUCAUUGGUUGUGACGACAGCACCAGUCACAUACUCAUGUGGAAAAUGUGAACAUUCUUCAGACUAAGUAAAGAUUUGAAGUCAUGUGCCAUUUUUUUCUAUGUUUUUCAUUCCUAAAGAAUUUACUGCUUGCGUUUAUUCUAUCUGACAUAAUGUUUUAAAAGUUAAGGAUGGAAAUUCAUCCACCUAAACAUUCAUCCAUCUAAUCUUUUAAGAAUCACGUGACGUAAAGGAACCAAUCAGGUGCUUUAACCUAAUUAGUUCCCUUUUUUACUAUUCCGGUUCCACUAUUGCGGUUAUGACUAUUGUAAUGAAAUCAGAACGUUGCUUAUCAUAAUGCUUUUUGGAACUGGCUGACUUUAAUAUUCUAGAUACUCCUGAUAUUUUAAUGCUAAUAUACUAUUUGAAAAAAUAAAUAUUCUUUUUAAAAUACUAGCAAUUUUUAAAUGAACAAUUUCACUUUCUCUUAUUUAGCUUGUUCUACUUAUUCAUUUUUUUAAAGAAUUUUUAACAAAUAAGUUUAUUUUAAGGAUCGCGAAAGCAAUGUGAUUUCGACAUUAAGUUGAUACAAUGAAGGGCAUUGGAUCUUGAAACUCUGCCAUCUUCAAGUUACGCUAUUGGUCUCAAAAUUGUAUAACUGUCGACCCAGUAACUGUAGAGCCAGUAACUGGUCCAGGAAACAUUGCCAUGAUCCCUGGACCCGGUUACUGGCUCUUAUGGAUUGCUUCAAGAAAAUUUAGAUUGUUUAUAUUUUUAUUUUUACUAGAUAAAAUAUUAUUUAAAAUUUACUUUAAAAUAUUCUUUCUGUGGAAUAUUUAACCCAGUUAUCGCAGAACGAUCUCAAUUUUUAAGCGAUUUAAAACAUUAUGUUGAAUAGAGUAAGCGUUAACCAAUGAGUUGUUGAAUAAAGGGAAAUUAAGACUUAAGUUAUUAUAAGAUUGCCUAAAGUGAAUUAUAUUCCCUUUGAGGAAAGUGUAAAUGUAAGAAAGUGUACGUGAUUUUUAUAAAUGUUGUAAUUUUGUGAUUAUGAAGUGAGAAAUAGAGGUAGUUGUUUCAAAAUAUUAGAAAGAGCUCAACAAAAAUGCAGGGGGUCUUUUCUAAAUAACACCCUUUGCAUAUAUUUUUUUGAAUUCUUGCCGAAAUUACCACCUAUUGAAA
Parasteatoda tepidariorum (common house spider) is the source of this 6031-nucleotide messenger RNA. Lineage: Eukaryota; Metazoa; Arthropoda; Arachnida; Araneae; Theridiidae. The record is from RefSeq and is a predicted model, not a curated record.